AUGCGUAUUUGUUGUUUUCUCCCGUGUGUUGGUUGUUCCCUUUUUUUCCCCCAUCUCUCUACCUGCAAGUUUUUAUUUCUGCUGCAGUUCUUUUUGUCUUAUUGGCCGAAUUUUUUUUUUGUUUUCCUUUUUUUUAUUUAUUUUCUUUUGUUAUUUUGCUUGCUGACUGCGAAGCCCUUUUUUCUUGCCGUGCGUGCGCCACGUCAACAAAAGUCGAUGUCCGAGGAGGAAUUUGCGGAGGUGUUUGGUUUCCUGCUGAACAAUCGCGAGGAUGUGCGGAAGAUGGCGGUGAAGGGCAUUGCACAGCAGAGCAAAGACAACUCCGCCCUUUUUGCCUUUCUCGCCUCACCGACGCAUGGGCCACGUUCAUUUGAUGCACUUCUACAGUUUUUUCACGCCGGUGGCUUUCAGCUUCUGGGCGACAUUUUGACGAUUCUUAUCAACUGCUCCGUGGACAGCCGCUGUGCGGAGAUGCUUGUCUCUCGCCGAGUUGUGCGCAAGGCAAUGCGGUUGCUUGAAGGCAUUGAGGCCUCUGACCAUGCCAAUUCGCUAAAGAGGAGCCUGGAGGAGAUGACGCUUAUGCUUCUCAGCAACUUAACGGCAAGCCACAUCAUCGCAGUUGACGAUCUGCUACAGAUCGAAGACGAAGACCUCCGCGGGUUUUACCUUGGGAAACUGCAUGUGUAUUACAGCCGCUUUUUCAGCAACGGGGUGAAAGAAGAGGGAGAGGAUGAUGUCGACGACGGAGGUAGCGAAGGGAAAGAAUUGGGAACAACGAGAGCGGAAAAACUGCCUGCACGGGAUCUACAGAAGUGGAUUUUGCAGAUUUUGCUCAACCUGACUCGCUCCAGUGAGGGCCAGAUGCUCCUCACGGAGGAUGAGGAUUGGGACAGGACGCUUACGGAAUGUCUUGGCUCAUCUAAUAUGCGGCAUCGUCUUUUGGCGGCGCAGUGUUACCGCAACUGCAGCCUUCAGAGUGAACACCACGCGGCGAUCUUGAGGGGAAACUCUCUACGGGUCUGUGUAGAGCGACUGUGCGACGGUGGGGAACAGGUGCCGGGUGUGGAGUUGAUAUUGGCGGAGAUCGUGGCAGAGAUGAUGCGGUCGGAGGCGGGGAUGCAGUACCUUGAGGAGGUGAAUGCGAAGAAGCAUCUGCAGGCAGCAGUGGCGGGGAAGAAGGUAGACGAUGGGACUGCGGAGUUCAUUGAGCGACAUGUGUUGCCGUUCCUCGACGAUGUUGUCGAUGCGUACGUGGUGCAUGGAGGCGACACCGUCGAUUAA
Trypanosoma cruzi is the source of this 1281-nucleotide messenger RNA. RefSeq lists its product as uncharacterized. Lineage: Eukaryota; Euglenozoa; Kinetoplastea; Trypanosomatida; Trypanosomatidae. The transcript has a single exon. The record is from RefSeq and is a predicted model, not a curated record. The coding region runs from base 1 to 1281 and encodes 426 amino acids.